GCUUCCGGUCUUCUUGCAAAAGAGACGAAUACGGUCAAAGGUGUGGAACUCAAAUACAAUGAACCGCCAGAAGCGAGAAAGCCAUUGAAGAAUUGGAGGCUGUACGUUUUCAAGGGAAGUGAGCAGAUCGAUCUGAUACAUAUCUACAAACAAUCAUGUUACUUAAUCGGGAGAGAUACAGUGGUCACAGACAUACCUAUCGCUCAUCCAUCAUGCUCGAAACAACAUGCUGUGAUACAAUUCAGACAGAUCAGUGAGAAGAACGAGUAUGGGGAAGUUAGUACUAGCGUCAAACCAUUCAUCAUAGACCUUGAAUCCACCAACGGAACAUUUGUCAACGAUCAGGAAGUGCCCAAAUCUCGAUAUUAUGAACUACGAAAUACUGACGUAGUGAUCAAAUUUGGUACGUCCAGCCGGGAAUAUGUGCUCUUGCAUGAAGAUGCGUCGGCUUGA
Messenger RNA from Tremella mesenterica DSM 1558, 453 nucleotides. RefSeq lists its product as uncharacterized. Gene Ontology annotation, biological process: maintenance of RNA location; mRNA splicing, via spliceosome. Gene Ontology annotation, cellular component: nucleus. The transcript has 6 exons. The annotation marks the transcript as partial. Lineage: Eukaryota; Fungi; Basidiomycota; Tremellomycetes; Tremellales; Tremellaceae. The record is from RefSeq and is a predicted model, not a curated record. Gene Ontology annotation, molecular function: mRNA binding; protein binding.